AUGGCGGAAAAAUACAUAAUCCCAUUGAUCGACAUGAAAGAUUUAGCAAUACCAGAAUGGUCGGAGAAGUUAAUGGCAGCUUGCGAGGAAUGGGGGUGUUUUAGGAUUAAAAAUCAUGGGAUAUCACCGGAAUUGAUGGCGGAGAUGAAGGUGGUUUCCGGUGAAUUGAUGGACCUACCGGUGGAGAUAAAGCUUAGAAACUCGAAUCCGGUGAGUGGAAAAGGUUACACUCCUACCCAUCAGGCUAGUCCUGUGUUUGAAGGAUUGGGUUGUUAUGAUAUGGCCUCAGAUGGUGCUCUUGAUGCCUUCUUUGAUCAACUCUAUGCAUCUCCAUACCAAAGGGAGGUUAUUACUAAGUAUUCAAAGGCCAUACAUGCCAUCUCCAUGCAGCUGGGGAAAGAGUUGGUUAGUGGAUUAGGAUUAGUUGAAAAUGAUCUUUUCAAUGGGUGGCCAUGCCAAUUGAGGAUAAACAAAUACAACUACUCGUCGGAAUAUGUGGGGUUUACGGGCGCUAUCCUCCACACAGACCCGGGCUUCCUAACUGUUCUACAAGAUGAUGAAUUGAUUGGCGGGCUAGAGGCAGUGCACAAGGAAACCGGUGAAUAUAUCCCGGUUCAUCCCAUGGAAGGAACCCUAGUAGUCAACCUGGGUGAUCUUGCACAAAUUUGGAGCAAUGGAAGAUUAUGGAGUGUAAAGCAUAGAGUGCAAUGUUACCAAGGAAAUGUUCGAUUAUCGAUGGCUUGCUUUGUGUUAGGGCCAAAGCUUGGAGCUUUAGAGGCACCGUCUCAACUGGUGGAUUCGGAUCAUCCACGUCUCUUUAAAGCCAUGAAUUUUGAAGAUUAUAGAAUGCUUCGUAUAACCACCAGGUCCCCCACUGGUGCCAUUGAACUACUUCGUGUUGAAUCUUAA
Impatiens glandulifera is the source of this 909-nucleotide messenger RNA. Its product is annotated as 2-oxoglutarate-dependent dioxygenase DAO-like. The coding region runs from base 1 to 909 and encodes 302 amino acids. The record is from RefSeq and is a predicted model, not a curated record. Gene Ontology annotation, biological process: auxin catabolic process. NCBI's taxonomy places the organism in Eukaryota, Viridiplantae, Streptophyta, Magnoliopsida, Ericales, Balsaminaceae. Gene Ontology annotation, molecular function: indole-3-acetaldehyde oxidase activity; dioxygenase activity. The transcript is spliced from 3 exons.